AUGGCGGAGAAUGACACUGUGGUGACAGAAUUCAUUCUGAUGGCACUCCAGCUGUCGCCAGAGCUGCAGAUGGGCCUCUUCUUUGUGUUUCUGGUCCUGUAUCUCAUCACCAUGGGGGGAAACCUGGGCAUCAUAGCGUUGAUUCAGAGAGACCUUCGUCUCCAAACUCCCAUGUACUUCUUCCUCCGCCACCUUUCCUUCCUGGACAUUUGCUACUCUUCGGUCAUUGUCCCUCAGUUGCUUGAGACCUUGGGUACCCAUAAGAUGGCCAUCACCUACAAGCGCUGUGCCACCCAGUUCUUCUUCUUUACACUCUGUGCGAGCACUGAAUGUUUCCUUUUGGCUGUGAUGGCUUAUGACCGCUAUAUGGCUGUGUGUAACCCCCUCUUCUAUGCCAUUGCCAUGACACCACAGACCUGCCUGGGGCUGGUGGCUGGGGCAUACGCUGGGGCCAUGGUCAAUGCUGUGAUCCGCACUGGGUGUACCUUUUCAAUCUCCUUCUGUAAGUCCAACCACGUGGACUUCUUUUUUUGUGACCUCCCACCCCUGCUGAAACUUGCAUGUAGUGAGACCAAGCCACGGGAACAGGUCAUCUACCUCCUAGCUUUCUUGGUCAUUACAACCAGCAUUUCAGUGAUUCUUAUAUCCUACUUUUUUAUCAUUCAUGCCAUUAUGAAGAUUCGUACAGCAGGUGGCAAAGCCAAGACUUUCUCCACCUGUGCUUCUCACAUGACUGCAGUGGCUCUUUUCUUUGGGACACUCAUAUUCAUCUACCUGAAAGGUAACAUGGGCAAAUCCCUUGGAGAGGAUAAGAUUGUGUCAGUAUUUUACACUGUGGUCAUCCCUAUGCUGAACCCAAUAAUCUACAGCCUGAGAAACAAGGAGGUGAAGGAGGCUCUGAAGAAAGCUCUCAACAAGAUAAAGGUUUCCCAAGUAGAAUAA
Molecule: messenger RNA, 942 nt
Organism: Suricata suricatta (meerkat)
Lineage: Eukaryota; Metazoa; Chordata; Mammalia; Carnivora; Herpestidae
Product: olfactory receptor 9I1-like
Exons: 1
Coding region: 1-942 (313 amino acids)
Biological process (GO): G protein-coupled receptor signaling pathway; sensory perception of smell
Cellular component (GO): membrane
Molecular function (GO): odorant binding; olfactory receptor activity; G protein-coupled receptor activity
Source: RefSeq, a predicted model, not a curated record